AUCUUUCACCAUCUUCAUGUACAAGUAUGCUACUCGAUGGACGAGGAUUUUAACAGCUUUAAGUGCACCGAAUUAUAGACAUAUACCCAGUGUACAAUUGAAAACGUCGCAAUUGAUCACUACUCGCCUACUCUCGAAAUCUUCGGGCCCAUUGCGUUCGUUUCGACGGGGUGAUUGGAUAUGUCCUAAUUGUAAACUACACAACAAAGCUGUGCGAUCAGUUUGUUUGGAAUGCGGCACUUUGGCAGCUAGCAGUCGACUGGUGAGAAAGGGGGACUGGCUAUGUCCUUCGUGCGGAUGCUACAACUUUCAGAACAGAAUGAGCUGCAAAGAAUGCGAGGAGCUUCGAGAAGAUGUGAAGGAAAGCUUGAAAGCUUCGGGGAUUGAUGUAUAAUUCUUGUACUCAAAGUAUUCACCACGGAUCAAUCAUUCAUUUCCGUUUGUGCCAUUCCCACCAUUGUCGGCACCGUUCUCUUACACUAUAGAGACUUUACCCUUGCUAUCUUACACAAGAUAAUGUAUAUAUGUCAUCGUUUUUCCUUAAUACUCUGUGAUCAUUAAAUUUGCACCAUUUGAAUUAUUUAUUCCAU
Umbelopsis ramanniana AG is the source of this 590-nucleotide messenger RNA. RefSeq lists its product as uncharacterized. The coding region runs from base 17 to 394 and encodes 125 amino acids. NCBI's taxonomy places the organism in Eukaryota, Fungi, Mucoromycota, Umbelopsidomycetes, Umbelopsidales, Umbelopsidaceae. The transcript has 2 exons. The record is from RefSeq and is a predicted model, not a curated record.